UGCGGCACCACUGUUCUAAAGUUUAUUUACUAAUUCACCGACUUCUCGAUUCACCGCUCAAUUAUCAAGUCAACAAAUCUUCAGAGACAUUUACCAAGAUAAUUAUGUAAACGCAAAAAGUUUCUCCACCAAGUGUCAGUGAGAAAAAGGUGACUGUGGCAGUGUCAGUGUCAGGGGAGCCGAAUAUUUCAGUGAAUUUUCUCAAUAUUUAUAAUGUGAUCACCGAACAUAAGAAAAGGGACAAUAAUAAAUAUCGGAAAUCGUCAGAGAAGAGAAUAGGCAGAGAUUUUGAAAAGUAAAAAUGGCCUCAAAUACUGAUCGGAAAAUGUAUUACUUGAUACUGUUUCUCAUUGUUUGGAUAAGAAGAGCGGCAGGUGGUAGUGAGAUUUAUGCAAAGAUGUUUUCAAGUCAACAAAUGCCCUCUGAUCCGUGCUAUGACGAAGAUCGUUCGCGUCGCUGUAUUCCAGAGUUUGUGAAUGCAGCGUUUGGAGCAACGGUAGAGACUUCUUCCACGUGCGGUGUAGCAAGACCGACACGUUAUUGUGAUGUUAUUGAACAGACAUCUAGUGGGGUGAGUGGAUUGGGUCAGUGUCAUACCUGCGAUGAUAGUACACCUCGAAGAAGAUUUCCACCGAGUCACUUGACAGAUCUUAACAAUCCCAAUAAUGUAACCUGUUGGCGAUCAGAGCCUCUGAUAUCAUCUCAAAGCUUCAGCGCCCCACCGGACAACGUUACAUUAACGCUAUCUUUGGGUAAAAAAUAUGAACUCACAUACGUGAGUCUUCAGUUCUGUCCAAAAGCUGCUAAACCAGACUCAAUAGCUAUAUACAAAUCAAUGGAUUACGGCAUAACUUGGCAGCCAUUUCAAUUCUACUCUUCGCAGUGCAGAAGAGUGUACGGAAGGGCAAACCGUGCUACUAUAACCAAGGCCAACGAGCAAGAAGCAAGAUGCACCGAUAGUCACAGAUUUACUGGAGGGGAGGGUCCAGGUCCUAUCGGACGAAUAGCCUUCAGUACCCUAGAGGGUCGGCCAUCAGCAGCUGAUUUUGAUAAUUCGCCGGUACUCCAAGACUGGGUAACGGCCACUGACAUUAGAGUAGUCUUUAAUCGUCUCCACAUGCCUCAACCUGAAAUAACCAAUGAGAAUAUCGGCAUUGAGGAAUUAACCAAGAGGGAGAGGGAGCGUGAGGAGAAAAUGAAAAACAAGAUUAAUCUUCUGCAUUUGGAUCCCUCAGGCACGGCACUUCCAUCUGUACAUCAGGUACUUGCCCCCCAGGAAAUGGUCAGCAAUGAUGCUCUUGACGUACAAGAAAUGGCUUUUCAUGCCGAAGUGACACCUACCACACUCAUAAUACCCAACAGUGCAACCAGCAUGGCUCAUCAUUAUGCUGUAUCUGAUUUUGCUGUUGGUGGUAGAUGCAAGUGUAAUGGACAUGCAUCCAAAUGCUCCCAGGGCAAGGACGGUGCGCUCGCUUGUGAGUGCAAACAUAAUACUGCUGGUCGAGAUUGCGAGAAAUGUAAACCCUUCCACUUUGAUAGACCCUGGGCUAGGGCCACCGCCAGAGACGCUAAUGAGUGUAAAGUUUGCAAUUGUAAUCUUCACGCUCGGAAAUGCCGUUUCAAUGUUGAACUGUACAAAUUGUCUGGACGAGUGAGCGGAGGCGUGUGCCUACAGUGUCGACACUUUACCGCUGGAAGACACUGCCAUUAUUGCCGAGAGGGCUACUACAGAGAUCCAACUAAACCGAUCACCCACCGCAAGGCUUGUAAACCAUGUGACUGUCAUCUAAUUGGUGCAUCUGGCAAAACGUGUAACCAGAGUACAGGUCAGUGUCCCUGCAAGGACGGAGUAACCGGAACGACUUGCAAUAGGUGCGCCAGAGGUUAUCAGCAAAGUAGAUCUCACAUCGCGCCAUGUGUCAAAAUACCACAAGUGAUUCACACACAGGGAAUCGCCGGAGAGGAUAAUGGAGAACACGAUGAUGAUGAUGAGCAUGGAUACGAUGGGCGAGCUGAGCAAUGUGGAAAAUGUCGUGCCAGCACCAGACGAAUGAAUCUCAACAAGUAUUGCAAACGAGACUAUGCAAUUCUUGGACGAGUAACAGGUAGACAGAAGUCCAAUGAAGUUUCCAACUCGGCUGGAAAUUCAUUUGCCAAAUUUACCCUUAAUGUCGAUCUCAUUUACAAACGAGGAGAUGAUUCGAUGAUAAAACGCGGUCCAAUGGCUCUGUACGUGCACACGUCCGAUCUUGCCUGCAGAUGCCCCAAGAUCAAACCAAACAAAUCAUAUCUAUUUUUGGGUCAGGAGAAUGACGGUAGUGGAUUGAAUGGACUUGCAGUAACGCCAAAAUCAAUUGUUAUUGAGUGGCGAGACGAGUGGCAUCGGAGAAUGCGUCGCUUUCAGCGUAGAGCACGAUCUUGCCACUGAAGGAUCAAACGCCGAGGGUUAAUGUCACAAUAGAGUCCGCAACAACAAAAAAAAAAUGUGAGGGAUAAAAAACGAAAAAAUACACUAUAUACACUAUCCAUUUUCUCCCGAUUUAACUCGAGACAGGAUCGAUAAUAAGCGAGCUCUAAGUACACUUGUCAAGUACUUGACAUACCCACUCAGCGGUGCUUUAACCUCCCAUUUAAUCCCCCUAUUUGUUAAACCCCGAGCAAUUCCAAUUUUUUUAUUUCUUCCAAAAUUACAAAAUAAUCCGUUGAGUAUUUUCGCUCGUGCCCCAUCCCGGAGCGCGUGAAUAUUCCGAUAGAAGAGAGAUUCGAUGCAGAAACAACUGGUGUCCGUGUAAUUCGAGUAAACAAAAAUGUUUUGAUCUCGCAAAAAAUUUAGUUAGUAGCACAAAUAUCUAUCUGAUGUUUUCCGAUCAAAGGAUUUUUAUAUUCACUAUAUAAAUAUUAUUGAACGAAUGUUUGUGCAUUUACUGAUGGGUAACGUUUACACUUCAAAUUUUGAUUUACUCGUACCAGCACCCGUUUAGGUAUUCCAUCGUAUAAUUCAUGCGCUCUCUUUUAUGCUAAACUAAAAGGGGCUAAAGGAAAAAAAUAAAAAAUAAAGAACACCUACACCGUUGAAUUACAUAAUAUUCCUUAAAAAUCUUUAGGAGCAUUUGUGCUCGCCGAAGCGUCAGUUGCAUAAUAGUGAAGACUUUUAAACUAUUGAUACAAUUUUUUAAUGAUUUUUUAAAUAAUUUUUUUAUGUAUUUAUUUAUUUUUGUCGUUUUAGCGAUUUAACUUAGAUAAUCGUGUAAUGAAGUUCUUGUACAUUUUUUAUAAAAAGAGGGAAUACAAAGAAGAAUCAUGGCUUUUUCAGACUGUAUAUCGAUAUUAAAUAUAGGUAGAUGAAGAAGCAAUUACUCGCAAAGAGAAAUGGAAUAAUAAAUUUUCAUGGCUUGAGAAGAAAUAUCAGUCAUUUGACAGUGACUCCGAUAAAAAAUUGAGAGAAGGCAAGUGUUUUUCCCGUACUGGUAUAAUAUUUCUUAGAAAAGAACGAAAGUUAGAUGAAUCCUAGAAAAAACAUUUUGCCAUGAGCGAAGGAACUUCCUGUAAUAGAAAAAAAAAAUCAAACACGUCACAGGGAAGACUUUAAAUUCCUCUACACCCAACUAGCCGACUAAUGGUCCUGUAAACACCUCAUCAGAAUUAACAAAUUAUCCGGAAUGUUAUCUCCAACCUUUUAUAUUUAUUAAGAUAUUAUUAAGGCGGUAUUGUACAGUAUUUAGAGGCUGAUGACACUGUGGUGAGUGGACGCAUUGAAAAUCAGUGGCCAAUUUUUUUUGUCGAUCAAUAUUAAUUGCUUACUUGAAAAUUUCAGAGGAAGCAGUUUACAAACCAUUUUUACUUUUCAAAAGCAAGUUCCUAGUCGUGCCAAUAAUUUAGUGAUUAAAGUUUAAAGGACUGGUGACAUUUUCAAAAGUAUAAUUGAGCAUAUCACGUGAAUUAUAUUCCCAUGUUUUAUUCAGAUAACUUCCUCAACGCGAUCAUCACAGAGUGCGUAUAUCCAAUAAAUGCUUUUGGGGCAUGAGUAAUGUAUACUCACAGUAAAAACGUUUUAUAAUGACGAUUAACGAAUUGAUCACGUAUUAAAUUAAGGUGACGACUGAGGAUGCAGAAUAAUCCCAAUUGCUUCGAAAAAUUCUUGUCGCCACGAGCCUAUAAACCAUGUAUGUAUAAACUCGGAAUUAAGGUAGCUGGAUUAUUAAGAAUCGGAAAAAUAUAUAUUAUAUAUUAUAUUAUUCAUUAUAUCCAUGACAAGGUAGUGGCACCACGAAUUUUCAUUUUAAAAAUACUUGAGUAAUAUCAUUGAUAAAAAUUGCCAAAUUAAUCGAUUAAAGUUUUU
Molecule: messenger RNA, 4339 nt
Organism: Fopius arisanus
Lineage: Eukaryota; Metazoa; Arthropoda; Insecta; Hymenoptera; Braconidae
Product: netrin-A
Exons: 7
Coding region: 302-2428 (708 amino acids)
Biological process (GO): tissue development; animal organ morphogenesis
Molecular function (GO): protein binding
Source: RefSeq, a predicted model, not a curated record